CCUUGCGAUACACCAUCGCGGGCCCACAAGUUCACUGUCCGUCGGCUUCCUACUGACACCGUCUGACUCCCUCUAUCGGUCUAUCACCACCUACUUUGUCUGAUUCACCACAUUUUGAUCCUUGACUGCCUCCCAUGCCCUCCUCAUCAGCCCUCCUCAUUCGCGCACCCGACGCCGAGAAGCCCGACCGGUACGAGAGUGCAUUCGCAGAGGCAGGAUUCGCUGCAGCUUCCGUCGCUGCACUCGAUACGGGCUUCGUCAACGAUGACAGUCUGGACGCUGCUAUCCGCGAGCGGGCGUCCGAGUUUGACGGCGUCAUCGUAACGAGCUCACGCGCGUGCGAGGCGUGGAAGCGUUCGGUGCAGCGACUGUAUCCGAGCCAGGAGCACUCACCAACAAAUGAGAAUGGCUGGGCGACCACCCCCUUCUACGCGGUUGGGCGUGCUACUGCCGUCGCGUUACGCACCAUCGCUGACUCCCCCGCCGCACCGCGCGACAUCCGCGGCGAGGAGUCUGGAACUGGAGAGCAGCUCGCUCGCUUCAUUGUCGAGGACAUUCGCAAGGAUGAUGCGGAGCGGGGCCAUCCAGCGCGCUUGCUAUACCUCACUGGAGACAAGAAUCGAGAUACUGUGCCCAGCAUCCUGACUGAGGCGGGCAUCUCGUUCGAGCCGCUGCAAGUGUAUGGAACUUGUGGGGCACCGGAUUUCGAGCAAAGGCUGGACGAGGCGCUGGCAGAUCUUCCGUCAGACACGACAGAGCAAUGGGUCGUCUUCUUCGCUCCCUCCUCGACCGACUUCGCCUUGCCGUAUCUUCAUGAGCGCUUCGAGCUCAGACGAGAGGUUGCCUCAUUAUCGGGUACACAGAAGGCAGCACGUAUCGCCGCCAUUGGGCCUAUGUCCUCUGAACAUAUAUCUCGCGAACGUCAUCUACAUGUAGACGCAGUCGCGUCGAAGCCAUCCCCUGCACAGCUGGUCGAGGCGAUACGUACCGCUGCUGCGAUGUCUCCCUAGAUACAACAUUUCUAUUUCCACUUCCUGUAUCAACUAAUCUCGUACAAACUUGCUGUACCAGUUCUUAUGGCACCUAGCUCUGCCAUACGAUCUCUCGAAGUCACCGCUGGUGAAC
Molecule: messenger RNA, 1125 nt
Organism: Schizophyllum commune H4-8
Lineage: Eukaryota; Fungi; Basidiomycota; Agaricomycetes; Agaricales; Schizophyllaceae
Product: tetrapyrrole biosynthesis, uroporphyrinogen III synthase
Exons: 3
Coding region: 135-1010 (291 amino acids)
Biological process (GO): uroporphyrinogen III biosynthetic process
Molecular function (GO): uroporphyrinogen-III synthase activity
Source: RefSeq, a predicted model, not a curated record